CGCGGAGCUGCGGAGCCAGGCCUGCCGCUGUCAUGGACGCCUGGGUUCGCUUCAGUGCUCAGAGCCAGGCCCGGGAGCGGCUGUGUAGGGCCGCCCAGUAUGCCUGCUCCCUUCUUGGCCAUGCACUGCAGAAACAUGGGGCCAGCCCCGAGUUACAGAAACAAAUUCGACAACUGGAGGGUCAUCUGAGCCUAGGAAGAAAGCUUCUACGCCUGGGUAACUCAGCAGAUGCCCUUGAGUCAGCCAAACGAGCUGUGCACUUAUCAGACGUUGUCCUGAGAUUCUGCAUCACUGUUAGUCACCUCAAUCGAGCCUUGUACUUCGCCUGUGACAAUGUCCUGUGGGCUGGAAAAUCUGGACUAGCCCCCCGUGUGGAUCAGGAGAAGUGGGCCCAGCGUUCAUUCAGGUACUAUCUGUUUUCCCUCAUCAUGAAUUUGAGCCGUGAUGCGUAUGAGAUUCGCCUACUGAUGGAGCAAGAGUCUUCAGCUUGUAGCCGGCGACUGAAGGGUUCCGGAGGAGGAGCCCCAAGAGGAAUUGAAACUGCAGGACCUGGGGGUCCAGGAACUCCAGGAAGAGGCUUGCCUCAACUGGCUCUCAAGCUUCAGCUCCGAGUCCUGCUCUUGGCUCGGGUCCUCCGAGGUCAUCCCCCACUUCUGCUGGAUGUGGUCAGAAAUGCCUGUGAUCUUUUCAUUCCACUGGACAAACUGGGCCUCUGGCGCUGUGGCCCUGGGAUUGUGGGCCUUUGUGGCCUUGUGUCCUCCAUCCUGUCUAUUCUUACUCUGAUCUGCCCUUGGCUACGACUCAAGCCCUGAUAUUCUGGUACAGGAUAAGGAGGGCAUCUGAAUUGGUGACUUGUGGCAGAUUUUACCCCCUUCAAAUGCCACCAAAUCGUAACUUUAGAGACUUCAUGUCCCAGUGGAUUCUCCCCUCAUGCACCAGAGGUAGUCUGAUACUUCCUCCUUCGUGUCUGCCUCACCAGCCUCCCUCAUGACUUGGCCCUUCCCUCUACUCACACCUGCAGAUUUCUGCUUACACUUUUAUUUCAGGGCUUUGUUCCCUAGCCUGUUCUCACCCCUUCUUUGCCUAUCCAGAAGGAUGCUGUGUCUAGCAUCUUGCUGUAAAUACUGUACAGUGAUUCUGUGUAAAUAGCUGUGGCCGUGCCCACAAUGGGGAGCAAGCCUUCCAGGUCAGCACAUUAAAGGUCUGUUUGCUCAUCA
Molecule: messenger RNA, 1217 nt
Organism: Odobenus rosmarus divergens (Pacific walrus)
Lineage: Eukaryota; Metazoa; Chordata; Mammalia; Carnivora; Odobenidae
Gene: PEX11B
Product: peroxisomal biogenesis factor 11 beta
Exons: 5
Coding region: 33-812 (259 amino acids)
Biological process (GO): peroxisome fission; regulation of peroxisome size
Cellular component (GO): peroxisomal membrane
Source: RefSeq, a predicted model, not a curated record